Seriola aureovittata is the source of this 3706-nucleotide messenger RNA. It is a transcript of the gene vcam1b, whose product is annotated as vascular cell adhesion molecule 1b. Gene Ontology annotation, biological process: cell-cell adhesion. Bases 53 to 3172 code for a protein of 1039 amino acids. The transcript is spliced from 12 exons. Gene Ontology annotation, molecular function: integrin binding. NCBI's taxonomy places the organism in Eukaryota, Metazoa, Chordata, Actinopteri, Carangiformes, Carangidae. Gene Ontology annotation, cellular component: membrane. The record is from RefSeq and is a predicted model, not a curated record.
AGCUUCAGACUCUGAGACAUCGACACAGGAGAGACGCUGCUCUGCUCUGCACAUGUUUAUACAUCUGUUUAUUCAUCCAUUCAUCUGUUCAUCCACAGUCUGUGGAGAGAUCAUGUCUGUCUGUAGGAUCUUUACUCAGCUCAUCACAGCUGUGUUGCUGAUGUCAUCGUGGUGCGUUCAGGGUCUGCGUGUCAGCGUGUUUCCCAGACACCCUUUGUUCAGACUGGGGGAGCGUCAGCAGCUGGUCUGCUCUGUCCAGGACUGUCCUGUUGUCCCAAGCCUCUCCUGGUCCCCGCUGGGGGACCGGCCACUGACAGCCUCCGUCAGCACCAAUGGGUCCAGGUCUGUGGUGACCUUUGACCCUGUGAUGAUGGAGCAUGAAGGAACUCUGCUCUGCAGGGUUAGCUGUGGAGGAGACAAGAGGGAGGGCAAAACCCCUGUGCACGUGUACUCCUUCCCAUCAGCCCCUGUGAUCCAAGGCCAGGACCAGCUGAAACUGGGGGCGGAGUCCAUCCUGACCUGUCAUGUGUCUGAUCUUUACCCUGCCGAGCAGCUGACCCUCACCUGGUUCAUGGGGGGCUCAUUCCUGCAGAGCACUGUUGGAGAUCCUGGAUCCAGCUCUGUCCGGUCUGAGUACAAGUUCACUCCCCAGAACCAGGACUCAGGAUCCAACAUCAGCUGCAGGGCCAUGCUGGACCUGCCAGACCUGCCAGCUGGAAUCAGGACCAGAGAGACCACCGUUCCCCUAAACAUCCUCUCUGUGUUGCUGAUGUCAUCGUGGUGCGUUCAGGGUCUGCGUGUCAGCGUGUUUCCCAGACACCCUUUGUUCAGACUGGGGGAGCGUCAGCAGCUGGUCUGCUCUGUCCAGGACUGUCCUGUUGUCCCAAGCCUCUCCUGGUCCCCGCUGGGGGACCGGCCACUGACAGCCUCCGUCAGCACCAAUGGGUCCAGGUCUGUGGUGACCUUUGACCCUGUGAUGAUGGAGCAUGAAGGAACUCUGCUCUGCAGGGUUAGCUGUGGAGGAGACAAGAGGGAGGGCAAAACCCCUGUGCACGUGUACUCCUUCCCAUCAGCCCCUGUGAUCCAAGGCCAGGACCAGCUGAAACUGGGGGCGGAGUCCAUCCUGACCUGUCAUGUGUCUGAUCUUUACCCUGCCGAGCAGCUGACCCUCACCUGGUUCAUGGGGGGCUCAUUCCUGCAGAGCACUGUUGGAGAUCCUGGAUCCAGCUCUGUCCGGUCUGAGUACAAGUUCACUCCCCAGAACCAGGACUCAGGAUCCAACAUCAGCUGCAGGGCCAUGCUGGACCUGCCAGACCUGCCAGCUGGAAUCAGGACCAGAGAGACCACCGUUCCCCUAAACAUCCUCUAUGCUCCUGUGGUGACAUGGAUCUCAAACUCGGUGUUGGUGAUGGCUGACUCUCCGCUCACCCUCUCUUGUUCGGUGGAGGGAAACCCUGAACCGACCAUAAGCUGGAGCUUGAGGACGGCAGAUGGUGGGUCUGAGCGGCGGGGGGGGGGCCGUCAGCUGGUCUUCAGAGCAGUGAGUCUGUCCGAAGCCGGACGCUACGAGUGUGAGGCCAGGAACAGCGAGGGGAACCAGACGGCCGCUGUGGACCUGACUGUUCACGCUCCACCCAGCGACACCUCCAUCUCUGUGAGUCCAGGUGAGGAGGUGGUGGAGGGUCAGCAGGUUAUGAUAACCUGCCGCUCACAAGGAGCUCCGCCCCCCAACCUGGUGCUGAAGAAGGAAGGGGUGGAGCUGCAGAGGACUGACCCCGCCUCCUCCUCACUCUCCUUCAGCCUCGGCUCCGCCCUCCUUGAAGACUCCGCCCUCUACCAGUGUGAAGCCUUGAACCAGUACGGAUCCCAGCUGGAGUCCAGAUCCAUCAGGGUCAGAGCUCACCCUCUGCAGGUGCAGCCCGGUCCUGUGGUCUCAGUAGCAGAGAGGGGUUCAGAUCUGGUCCUCACCUGUACAGCUUCUGGAUGUCUCCACCCUCCCACUCUCACCUGGGUGGACCAGGACCAGACCGUCCUCCAGAGGACGCAGCAGCAGGACAGACUGUCCCAGCUCCACCUGCAGGACCUGGACCUCCAGGAUCAGGGAUUCUACCGCUGUGAGGCCGAGUGUGAAUCUGUCACCAGGACCAGAACCACGCAGGUCCAGGUCUACUCGUUUCCGUCUGAUCCGGUUGUGAAGGAUCCUGGUCCGGUUGUUCUGGGUCAGGAGGCAGUCCUUCGCUGUGAUGUCAUUAACGUCUUUUCUACUGAUUGGCUGAGGAUCCAGUGGCUGUUGGGGAACACAACGCUAAUGUCAGAGUCCUUUGAGAUCUCCGGUUCUUUACAGAACAUCUCAUCUGUUCUUAAGCACCGGAUUGAGGAAGACCAGCAGGUUCUGACCUGCAGAGCGGAGCUGAAGCUGAUGAGGGAUGAUGGAGACAGGUGGUGGUCCAGGAGGACCAGUGUCCCUCUGCUGGUCCACUAUGCUCCGAGGAGAACCUCCAUCUCUGUGAGUCCAGGUGAGGAGGUGGUGGAAGGUCAGCAGGUAACAAUUACCUGCCACUCAGAUGGAGCUCCGCCCCCCAACCUGGUGCUGAAGAAGGAAGGGGUUGGGCUUCAGAGGACUGACUCCGCCUCCUCCUCACUCUCCUUCAGCCUCUCCUCCGCCCUCCUGGAAGACUCCGCCCUCUACCAGUGUGAAGCCUCGAACCAGUACGGAUCCCAGCUGGAGUUCAGAUCCAUCAGGGUCAGAGCUCCUCCGAGAAACACCACAGUCCUGGUCCUACCGUCUACGGUGGUCCAGGAGGGACAAAAUGUCACAGUCUGCUGCCAAACCAUCAGCUCCCCGCCAUCAGCUGUGAUCCUGAAGAAACUGACCAAUGGGACAGAGAUAUACUCCCUCAACGGCACCUUUAUAUUGGUCAAUGUCACGGCCAGAGACUCUGGGCUGUACCAGGUCAACGUGACCAACGACCUAGGGUACCAGGUCAAAUUCUUCAGCAUCAGUGUCAGAGAGAGAAGCACCAGCUUUCCUCCAAGACUCAGUGUCGUCAUCAUCCCAGCCAUCUGCGUGGCAGCUGGGCUGGCAGCUACUGCUGUGCUCCUCGACUACCUGAGGAGAUCGAGAAAGAAAGGCUUCUAUCAGCUUCCUCAGUCUGCUGCACCUUCAGCCUGAGGCUCACACUGGGCCACCAGGCUCCAACAUGUGGCCACCAAGUUUUAAAUGUAACUGUCCCUAAAAUUUGGCUGCUGAAGUACAUUUGACUAUAACACAUGGCUUUGGGUUUCAUGUCCCAACACAUGACUACCACUUCCAAACAUGAGACUACCACUUCCAAACACGUGACUACCACUUCCAAACAUGAGACUACCACUUCCAAACACGUGACUACCACUUCCAAACAUGAGACUACCACUUCCAAACAUGAGACUACCACUUCCAAACACGAGACUACCACUUCCAAACAUGUGACUACCACUUCCAAACACGAGACUACCACUUCCAAACACGAGACUACCACUUCCAAACACGAGACUACCACUUCCAAACAUGUGACUACCACUUCCAAACACGAGACUACCACUUCCAAACAUGUGACUACCACUUCCAAACAUGAGACUACCACUUCCAAACAUGAGACUACCACUUCCAAACACGUGACUACCACUUCCAAACACGUGACUACCACUUCCAAACACGAGACUACCA